Molecule: messenger RNA, 1562 nt
Organism: Vicugna pacos (alpaca)
Lineage: Eukaryota; Metazoa; Chordata; Mammalia; Artiodactyla; Camelidae
Gene: CHKB
Product: choline kinase beta
Biological process (GO): phosphatidylethanolamine biosynthetic process; CDP-choline pathway
Cellular component (GO): cytoplasm
Molecular function (GO): ethanolamine kinase activity; choline kinase activity
Source: RefSeq, a predicted model, not a curated record
CAGCCUUCGGAAAUAGCACCCGGAACAGGGUCUCCUAGAGAGCAGAGCAGAGUCGCAAAGAGCCGAAUAGAGCCUGAGAGACCCGAGUACGACCCGAGAAGCGUAGGCUGGCCGGAAGCGGAGCCGAGCGCAACCGGAAGGAGCCGAGCGCGGCAAGGUGUUGGGCCCGGCUGAGCCCGCGCCAUGGCGGCCGAGGGGGCUGCUGUGGCCGAAGGUGGGGCUGUCGGAGGCUGCUUGGCUAAGGACAGCUUGCGGCCGUCGAAAUGCCCCGACACGGCCCCGAACCGACGGCGCGACUCGGUGCGGUCGCGAGACGCCGAGCGCCGAGCCUACCAGUGGUGCCGGGAGUACCUGGGCGGGGCCUGGCGCCGAGUGCGGCCGGAGGAGCUGAGGGUUGACCCCGUGAGCGGAGGCCUCAGUAACCUGCUCUUCCGCUGCUCGCUGCCGGACCACCUGUCCAGCGUCGGCGAGGAGCCCCGGGAGGUGCUGCUGCGGCUGUAUGGGGCCAUCCUGCAGGGCGUGGACUCCUUAGUCCUUGAAAGUGUGAUGUUCGCCAUCCUUGCAGAGCGGUCGCUGGGGCCCCAGCUCUACGGAGUCUUUCCAGAGGGCCGGCUGGAACAGUACAUCCCAAGCCGGCCACUGAAGACCCACGAGCUUCGAGAGCCGGUGUUGUCUGCAGCCAUCGCCACGAAGAUGGCCCGGUUCCACGGCAUGGAGAUGCCUUUCACUAAGGAGCCCCACUGGCUAUUUGGGACCAUGGAGCGGUACUUAAAGCAGAUCCAGGACCUGCCCCCCACUGGCCUCUCCCAGAUGAACCUGCUGGAGAUGUACAACUUGAAGAUUGAGAUGGGCAACCUCAGGAAGUUGCUAGACUCCACCCCAUCACCAGUGGUCUUCUGCCACAAUGAUAUCCAGGAAGGGAACAUCUUACUGCUUUCAGAACCAGAAAAUGCCGACAGCCUCAUGCUAGUUGACUUCGAGUACAGCAGUUAUAACUACAGGGGCUUUGACAUUGGGAAUCAUUUUUGUGAGUGGGUUUACGAUUAUACUCACGAGGAAUGGCCUUUCUACAGAGCGCAGCCUGCAAACUACCCCCGGGGACAGCAGCUCCAUUUUAUUCGCCACUACCUGGCGGAGGUAAAGAAAGGUGAGACCAUCUCCCCAGAGGAGCAGAAGAAACUGGAAGCAGAUUUGCUGGUAGAGGUUAAUCGGUAUGCUCUGGCAUCUCAUUUCUUUUGGGGUCUCUGGUCCAUCCUCCAGGCAUCCAUGUCCACUAUAGAAUUUGGUUACAUGGAGUAUGCCCAGUCUCGGUUCCAGUUCUACUUCCAGCAGAAGGGACAGCUGACCAACUUCCACUCCUCGUCCUGACUCUCCACCCCCAACUCCUUGGAUUUCUCCCAGAGCCUCCAGGGCAGGACCUUGGAGGGACAAAAGGGAGGCCCUGGGGAUUGGGCUGAGCCCCUGAGUGAGACUGGGGUUAAAGAGGCUGACUCCUUGGUGGUCCCACUGCAGGCAACUGGACAGCUGUGUACCUUAAGACAAUAAACUAGCUUCUUCCUUCA